This is a messenger RNA of Fomitopsis serialis, 516 nucleotides long. RefSeq lists its product as uncharacterized. NCBI's taxonomy places the organism in Eukaryota, Fungi, Basidiomycota, Agaricomycetes, Polyporales, Fomitopsidaceae. Bases 1 to 516 code for a protein of 171 amino acids. The record is from RefSeq and is a predicted model, not a curated record. The transcript has a single exon.
AUGUCGUCCGUGAGGUGCACGACUCUCAGUCACUGUGUUAGGGGAGAGAUCACCAAGAUCGUCUUACAUCCAGACAACCCCCCUGUUCCCGAUGUCGCAGUCGUACCGUUAACGAGGCCUCCUGCCUACAUUGUUGUUCGAUUGGAGCGCACGAAGCUGGCGACACUGGAUGGACUGGACGAGUGCGAGAUUCCCAUUGAAACGGUGGAGCAAACAUUCAACAUAGAGGUCGAAAGCGGCGAUCAAGAGAGACAGCGACUGAGGAAGGUGGUCCGGCGGCGCCAACUCCCCAUAACCGCAGCGUAUGCAUUCACGGAUUAUCGAUCACAAGGGCAAACAAUACCCUAUGUUAUUGUUGACAUAGCAAAGCCGCCUGCAGGACGGCUGAGCUUGUUCAAUUUGUACGUGGCGUUGUCGCGCAGUUCGGGACGCCAAACUAUUCGUAUAUUCCAAGGUGCUCAUGACGAGACAAAGAAAGCACGAGUUAAUGUUCGUGGUAUACAGCAUGUAUCGUAG